Molecule: messenger RNA, 1030 nt
Organism: Paraphaeosphaeria sporulosa
Lineage: Eukaryota; Fungi; Ascomycota; Dothideomycetes; Pleosporales; Didymosphaeriaceae
Exons: 1
Coding region: 131-1030 (299 amino acids)
Source: RefSeq, a predicted model, not a curated record
CGAAGGAAUACUCAAUCUCAAUUCUACCCUUUAUAAAGCCCUCCUUUGGCAUUUGGGAGCUGUGCUCCCUCUCAGCUAGCAAACAAGCCCAGCUCAAUCUCAAUACUCCCACCUCCGUCAUCCCAUCAACAUGUUUGUGAAGACACUUCUUCCCGCGCUCGGCUUGGCAGCCCUCUCCCACGCCGCCCACGACAUCGUCGAGGAUAUAAACGGUUACAAGUUCUACCACUCGGGACCCACACAUGCCGCCACAAAGGACGAAUAUGAGCUCAGCUUCUGCCACACCGCGCUCUCCAAACUUGGCGCUCCUCCCUCCGAUGACGAAAACUGCCUCACCACUCUGCGCGCCCUCAAAGCUUCUUACACCCCUGAAGAAUUUCUGUCCCUUUUCGAUAAAGACAUUAGAGGCGCAGACACAACCUGGCACGCUGUUGUCGCCAACUCCACCGGCACUUCCCACGUCUCGGCAAACGCAGACGUCGUCGCCGUUGUCCCCGGCAUCAAUUCCGUGAGCUUCGCAGCAUACUAUCUUUCCUCCUACGCAGAGAAAAGCUACCAGAAGAUCAAUGCGGAGCACUACAUCAACCGCGACGACGGGCUGCUCAAGCAGGAGAUUCUUGAGGGCUGGGGAGGCGUGACGACGCAUUUUACACUCGCCACAACGGAUCGCAGCCAGUUCGAGUAUCUGCCGGAGCUGAGCGAUUUCCCGAUUAAGGUCGCGAGUGACAAGAUCCUUCGCGACGGGUCUUCCGCUGUGUUUGGCGUGGUAGAUAUCGCGCUGAAGGACAUCGUAGGCCCCGAGGCGGGUUUAUCUGAGGGGGAGAAGGGUGUCCAUAUUUUGAGUUCUGUGUGGUAUGGGGAUGGGGCGCCGAAGAGCUUCGUGGAGGUUGAAAGUCAGCAUGUUGUUGUGGAGAUUGUCAAUCAUGCGCUGAAUGCUAAGGCAGGGUAUGAUAGUGGAGAGAUUGUGCUGGAGGAGCUGGUGGGCGCGUUGUGUGGGCUGAUGCCGAGCGCGCCGGGUUGUGCGGCGUGA